Molecule: messenger RNA, 6084 nt
Organism: Mucor velutinosus
Lineage: Eukaryota; Fungi; Mucoromycota; Mucoromycetes; Mucorales; Mucoraceae
Product: PHO85 cyclin-5
Exons: 5
Coding region: 1-6084 (2027 amino acids)
Biological process (GO): microtubule-based movement; spindle elongation; mitotic spindle organization
Cellular component (GO): microtubule associated complex
Molecular function (GO): microtubule motor activity; microtubule binding; ATP binding
Source: RefSeq, a predicted model, not a curated record
AUGGCCAAUGACGAUGUAUUGAAAAUCCAUGACAAGACGGUGCAAGUUGUCCCUCAAAACAAACUAUUCACAUUUGACCAUGUAUUUGGCACUACGAGUACUCAGAGCGAAAUCUUUUCAACAUUGGGAGACAAUUUAAUUCGAAAAUUCAUUGAAGGUUAUAACAUCACAAUUCUCGCCUAUGGCCAAACAUCUUCUGGAAAGACGUACACCAUGGGCACAGCAGCCAAUGGCAAUAGCCUGAAUUCAGUAGACGAAGGCAUUGUUCCUAGAUCCAUGGCACUCCUUUUCGACUUACUACACAACAACAACAACGAUACCUCGAACAGACCCAUUUCACCCACACCAUCGAUAUCAUCAUCUACAUCUACAUCCAACAAGAGUGGCAGUCGACUCAGACCCAAGUCGAGGAUCGCCAAUCGUAGUAGCCAUAUACCACAUGUUAGUAACAAUAGCAACAACAAUAACCCGCAUAAAACCAAGUUUACGGUCAAAGUCUCUUUCAUUGAAAUCUACAAUGAAGACCUACAUGAUUUGCUUAAUUCUGCUCCGAUCGACGAAUUACCCCCUAUUACCAUCCGUGAAGAUACUAAAGGUCGAAUCUACUGGACUGGCGUAAAGGAAGUAUCUGUGCAUAACACGGAUGAUGUAUUAUAUUAUCUCGAGCAAGGUACCCAAAACAGAGCAACUGGUGCAACAGACAUGAAUGAGAAAUCGUCCCGAUCUCAUGCCAUUUUUUCAGUAUCACUGAAGCAAGAGAAAUGGAUCCCUUCAACUACCACCAGUGCAGGCGACGGCAAUAAAAAGGCACGCCCUACCAGUUCCAUGAGCAUGCGGUCCGCGACACCCAUGUCUAAUUCACGAUUAUUCAAUGCAGCGAAUAGCAAUCAGCAGCCUGAAGAUGGUGAAUGGCUGAUUACAACAUCCAAAUUCCACUUUGUUGAUUUAGCAGGCAGUGAAAGACUGAAAAGAACUGCAGCAGAAGGCGAUCGUCGUAAGGAAGGCAUUAAUAUUAAUGCAGGCUUGCUUGCAUUGGGCAACGUUAUUUCCGCAUUGGGAGAUCCUUCGAAAAAGAAUGUGCAUGUACCUUAUCGAGAUUCCAAAUUGACUCGCUUACUGCAAGAUUCAUUAGGCGGCAGUGCGACGACACUGAUGAUUGCGUGUGCUAGUCCUGUGGAGUACAACUUGGCAGAAACACUCAACACAUUGCAAUACGCCAACCGAGCUCGAAACAUCAAAAACAGAUCUGAAAAGAACCAAGUGGAGGAAUGGAUGACUACAGAGAACAUUGAGCUGUUGCGAACCAUGAUUGGCAAACUGAAAAACGAGCUGAACUACCUCAAAGUGCAUAGCGGUAGUAAAUCAAGCAACACUGCUCACCCACAGCACUUAUCUGUCACUGGUACGGGCAACGAGGACAUGCUAGACGAUCUCUCCAGUACGUCAUCUUCCAUCACAUCACCAUCACUGGAAGACACAUACCAUGAACAACGGUUGCUGAUUUCCGAUUUGCAGCGGCAAUUGGAAGAGCUGGAUGGUGAAGCAUCUGUCACUCGCGAACGCAAUCGUAUCGUCGAGAAGGAAUUACAGCGCAUUCGAUUACUAGAGUCCAUGACACGAUCCAACAACAACAGCAACAAAGAGGAGCAAGUUGACUUCCAGCAUCUCGUGGAGCCUGUGAUUGAAGAAUACGAAAAGAGUGUAGCCAAGCUCGAAUCCCAAUUAGCGCUCACCCGAGCUGCCCUCAACCACGCUGAUAUGGGGUACGAGGAACAACAAACCAAGAUUGGUCAAUUGGAAGGUUUGCUUCGUACGCAGGAACAGACCAUCAGUGAGCUGCGCCUACGUCUUGGCAAAAUAUUGGAGCGAGAACAAAACAACGAGAGUUACAUUCAUGAGCUAGAGUCCAAACUUAUGAAAUCUGCCAAUGAAACGACCAAAGACCAGGAAAUGCUCAACGAACUCAAAAAUCGCAUCAUGAAGUUCAAAGAAACGGAUGAAAACACAGAGCAGUACAUUCUUAAUCUUGAGCAAAGACUGGCAGCUGGGGACGCAGAGCGUGCUCGUCUGCAAACAUCUGUGGAGGAUCUUGAAGCCAAAAUCGAAGCUAAAGAGCGCACCAAUGUCGAACUGUUGAAGCGAUUAUCAAAAACAAUAUCUAAUACCAGCACGGAAAAGUUGAUUUUGAAGGAACUGGAUGCAGUGAAUGCCAAAUACAAAGAGUUGGAAGGCGAAAGAGACUCGCUGCAGUUGCAAAUUAGCCAACUGCAAAAAGAGGAUCGUCGCAUUAGCAGCCAUAGUUUAGCUGAAUCCAGGAACAACGAACAUCUGAAUUCCAAUGAUUCUUUGCAAGACGAACUGGACAGCAGACGACUAUCCAACUCGUCCGCUUCCAACAACAAUGGCAAACUGUUCAAGAAUCGCAAGAGUUUUGCAGACGAAACAGAAACAGCAUCGUCAGUCGCUGCCUUGAACUUACUACAAGCUGAGAUACGACUCAAGGAGGAAACGGAGAGAGCUAACCAUUUGCAAUUGACAAUAGACCGUUUGCAGUACGACCACGCUGAAACUGCCAAGGAGCUGGAUGAAGUUUUACAACGCUAUCACGAGACAUUGGAGCAACUGGACUUCUUGGAGCGAGAAUCCUCGUCCACCACUGCACACACUGCUGAGAAGCUGCCUGGAGGUGCCCCUGCGUCGUUGGAUUUGAGCAAGGAAAUUGCACAGGCAAAAGAAGAUGAACACGAGCAAGAAAAGAAGCAUUUCGCAAACCAGAUUCAAGAUCUUCAGCACCGCAUUCAAUUACUAAACAACAAACUGGCUAUCAAGGACUCUGAGCUAGACAUUGCGCAAGACCGUGCUCAAAAAUUGGAGCAAGAAUUAGUGGUGGCCAACAAGCAAAUUGAUAUUCUUCGACAAUUGCAAUCAGAACAUAACGCAGCCGAAGAAGUGGAGCAUAUCCUUGACAAUUUGCAUAACCAGCCUUCCGAGCAAAGCCAUAUCGAUGAUGAGUCAAUCGAGACUUUAAAGGCUUUGCUCGUCUCCGAAAAGAAGCAAUCCUCUCAUUGGAAGUUGGCCCAUACUGAAUUGCAACAAGACAUGGAGAAAUUAGCGCUUGAUUUAGACGGCAAAGAGCAAUAUAUAUUUCAACUCAAGGAAGACCAAAUCGAUAAAUCCGAACUGAGAUCUCAGCUGGAUGAAUCCAACCAGCAGGCCAUAUCGCUCCAAAAACGCUUGGCAGAGACAUUGGCUUCUCUUACAGUACUGAAGAUCUCGCAUGAUAGUCUACAAAAGAAGCUACAGCAAUUGACAGAAAAGGAUCAACCCGUUAAAGACCAACAAAAGACAUCUGUUGCCGCCAACGACGAUACGAUUGCUACGCUUGAAAAGGAGCUGUCCAGACACGCACAAGAGAAAUCCGAUUUGUUGGAUAAACAUCAGUCUGAGCUGGCAGUUGUUCAUCACAGCAUGGAGACCAAGAUCAAUGAAAUCAAUGCACUUCUCAAGGAAACCACACUAGACAAGAACAACGCAUUGCAGAGACUGCUAGCAUUGGAACAGGAACUCAAAGAUCAAGCCGAAAGUGCUCAAAACAGCAACUACUUGGAGCAAGAAAAAAUACUAGAAUCUCACAAUGCGCAUAUCCUGCAACUCACACAGCAAUUUGACGUCUCCAGCAACGAACUCAAAGCGCAGAUCACUUCAUUGCAGCAAGAACUCGAUAGUUCCAAGGCAGAACAUCGACAUUUGGUUGAGAAACACGAUGCAGAAAUCGCAGAAUUAACAGAAAAUUUUGAAAAGGAUUCACAGCAGCUACUGAACCGCAUAUCAGAAGUGGAGCGGGAGCUGGAGAAGAACAAAAUUGUCCAAGAACAAUUACUAGCGGAUCAUGAUGAGGAGGUGAUGGAGCUAUCCAAGAAUUUCGAAAGUGCUACGCGCGAGUUGGAAGAGCAAAUCUCAGUGCUGGAGAGUGAAUUAGAGACAUCAAAGGAUUUGCAUGAAGAGAUUCUGUCAAGCCAUCAUCAACGAUUGCGAGAAAUGAAACUGGAACAUGCUGAGACUACACAAAAUCAGAUUGAACAGCUACAAGCCGAGUUGGAGACGUUGAAAUCAUCGCAGCAAGGCAUUUUAGAGACACACGCUAACAAUGUCAGAGACAUGAGAACGCAACAUGAGCAGCUGGUCUGCAGUUUAGAAAUGCAAAUUAACGCAUUGCAAUCCGAGAUGGAGCAAGUGAGCAAAACACACACAGAUCAGUUGAAGGACGCGUAUGCUCAACACGAAAAGCGUCUUGGUGAUACAGCGAACCAUGGACAAAGUCUACUACAACAAGCACAGAUUGAACUAGAUGCCCAGAAAGCUGAGAAUCUUCGACUGACUGCAUUUUUGAAAGAACAGGAGCAAGCAUCUUCCGCAAUGUUAGAAACCAUGCAAGCAUUGAAGAGGGAACACCAAGACCGACUCAACGCCAUCAAUGAACAGCACAAGUAUAGCUUGGAUCAGGAGAUUCAGCAUGGUCGCGACUUGAUAAAACAAAUACAAGCAGAGCUAGAUACACACAAGGGUGAGAAUGAGAAGCUCUCCACCGUUUUGAAAGAGCAAGCGCAUUCGUUGCAAGCCCUGGAAGAGUUGAAGAAAUCUCAUAGUGACAAACUAUCACUUGUUCAAUCUGAGCACAAGGAGCUUUUGGAUCAACAAAUCCAACUCGUCAAUCACUUGCAAACUAAGCUGGAGCAUUAUAAAUCAGAAAACGCACAGCUGUCUAUUACACUCAAAGAGCAGCAACAGGCUUCAAAAGAUGAGUUGUUUGCGUUACAAUCCAGAUUGGUCAACUUACCGCCACCAGUAUCUCCCACAUCACCACUUCCACAACAGCAACAGCAACAGCAACAGCAACAGCAACAGCAACAGCGGCAACAACCAGAGAUGGCGCCUGUACCUAAAAGCAACAACAGCGAUCGUGUAUCUACAAGGAUUGCUCUUCUGGAAUCGCAACUUGCAACUGCACAGACCGCGCACACAACACCUCUCAAGAACCAAGUAUCUGCUUUGCAAACUCAACUUGAUAAUGAAAUUAACAAGAACAAAGACCUUGUGUCCAAAUUAGCCACACUAGAAACAUCAUUGAAUGCCAAGCACCAAGAAUUGUUGGCUGAGCUAGAAGCACAACAUCAAAAGGAGAUAUCAGAUACCGUAGAGGCAGCACUUGAAAAGCAAAAGCAGGAAUUAGCCAGUACGGCAGCGGCACAUGACACAAAUGAUGAGUUAUCACUGCAGUUGGCGUCUUUGAAUGCAACAAAUAAUCAUGUCGAUGGUAAUAAGCACGUCUCGCAACAGCAACCAGAAGACGGAGCAGGAGAACAGCUGAUGGACACAAACAACGAUCAAAGCACAAACACAACAACAAUUAAGGAACUGACUCAGGAACUUGAGAUUUUACGCACAAGUUAUUCUAAAAAAGAAGAUCAAAUGCAGCAACUACGGGAAGAAAACUCGGAAUACACUCUUUUGUCAACAGAGCUGGAGAAAGAAAUCAACAGAAUGACACAUGAAAUUGAAGACUUACAAUUUAGUGAAGAGCUAGUACAUCAGCUAUUGCAAUUAUACGAUUUGAGUGACCAACAUCAACUGAUGGAUACUGUCUUGGAGGAACGAAAGCGAUCUGCCAUGUCUAUACAACAAGCAAAUCAAGCUAAAGCGGAUGCCGAAGCUAAAGCUAAACAGGUGGCGCAAGAGAUGGCACGAGCGGCAACUGCGGCAGCGACGGCAUCGACGGAAGCAAGUAAAGCGACGCAAGCUCAAUCAUCUGACACUAAUAAUGACAAUAUUGACGGAUCGGGAGCCAUUUCACAACAACAAGGCCCCUCCUCCAUAUCUUCUUCCUCUACCAAGAAAAUGCAACAGGAAUUAGAGAAAUGCCGUCAGCAAAUCAAAGAAAUGGCCAGUCGACAAGAGAUGUUGGAUUUGCAGGAUAAACUGACCGAAGAAAAGAAAAAGUAUGAACAAUCUGAACGUGCUAGAAAGAAGUUGGAAAAGCAGUUGGAGGAACUUUUAUCGAAAAAGUCAUCCUUCAUGUGUUUUUAA